Cylicostephanus goldi is the source of this 282-nucleotide messenger RNA. Lineage: Eukaryota; Metazoa; Nematoda; Chromadorea; Rhabditida; Strongylidae. The record is from the annotation of a GenBank genome assembly.
AUGUAUUUGGAUGAUUGGGCUAUCUUUGCCGGCAGCAGACAGGAGCGCAUACGGUAUACGCGCUACGCACUGAAGGUGUUUGCUAUGUUAGGAUUACGAGUCAAUACCGAGAAAUCUGUUCUUACACCAAGACAGAACCUGCACUUUUUGGGCAUUGACAUAGACACCAUAGCCAUGAGAUUCACGUUACCCAAACAGCCUGAUUACAAAGCGAAGCGAGGUCGCUGGCAGCCCACGAGGAAGUGGGAGCCCGAGACCUCUCUUAAUUUCUCAGGAGAAUAA